CUCGGGUGUUGGGUAGGGUGGUUUUUGGGGGUGGCGGAUUAUUGGAAGUGGAAGGGAUGGAGUUGGGUUUAGAGGAGGGGUUUUGGGCAGUGGCAUAGGGGGUGGUACGGGGUGUAGUUUGUGUGUUUUUUGAGAAGGGAGGGGGACGGCCAAAAGGGGUUUUGCUUCUCUUAAGUUGAGACUCAACCUUAAGAGCUAGUUUGGAAAGUUCUUCAAAGGUGUCGUAGGCUUGUAACUCCACCACGUUGGCGAUUUGUGUGUUAAGCCCAAACAAAUAACGGACCAACGUUUGUGAGUCAUCUUCUUGAAGGUCACACCUCAACAAAAGUUCUUCAAACUCCCGGGUAUAGUCCUCAACAGACCGGGUACCUUGCCUUAAGUGUUGAAGCUUAGCAAAGUUGUCUCGUACGUAUUGCUCGGGCAAGAACUUCUUCUUCAACAAGCUCCGCAUUUUGAACCAAGUUUUAACCGGAGCCUUGUUUUCACGCCUUCUUUUGGUGGAAAGAUUGGACCACCAAGUGGACGCAUACUUUCGGAACUUCAACCCCCACCCGGCCCCGACCCGAACACAACCUCCCACCUCAUUCAAUUACACCCCACAAGUUGAUUUUGCUUUGGAGUCAACUCCAAAGCAAAAUCAACUUGUGGGGUGCAAUUGAAUGGGGCGGGGGGUUGUGUUGACUCCAAAGCAAAAUCAACUUGUGUGGUGCAAUUGAAUGGGGCGAGGGGUUGUGUUCGGGUUGGGGCCGGGUAGGGGUUUACCGAGAGAUUUACCGGAAGUAGGAAUCGUCAAUUUUACGAACGGGACACCCGAGCGUCAUCACAUCAAGAUUCAAUUCAUUUGAACCUGCCCUUCUAAACCACACCCCCUGCCACUGCGGCAUGCUUUUCAAACGCCGCUGCCACCGCCUCCAUUCUGUGGAUUCCGGUUGCAGUCGCUCCCUGUUCAUCUGAUUCAACUCCGUUCAUCCGAUUCGCGUGUUCAUCCUCAUCUCCGAUCGAAGCUGCUGGGUUUUUCUCCUCAUCACGAAUCGACGCAGCUGUCUCCAUUCUCAUUUGACGCAGCCUCUAUUGUCGCCAUCACCGUUCACGAUCGCCUUGCGCUUCAUUUCAGCAGCCGACCCAAAGAUAUCUACAGCCGUACCAUAUAAGUUGGGCGUCAUCAUUUCCCAAUUACCGUGUUCCCAGCGAACCCACCUGAAAAUUGAAAUACGGGAAAUAUGAGCAGGGAGAAGACAACAAAAGCCGUCGACGAGGUAGAAGAGCUGCUGCAAGCCGCCGCAGACGAAACCCUCCUCCAGCUCAGCGUCGAUGCACACACUACCCGAGGAUCAUCCACCCAAUCCAUCGCCCCUGAUCUUGACAGACGCUUUCAAGCCCUAAAAACCCGACCGAAGAGCUCAGCGAUCCCUAAUAAACAUCCAAAUACGUCUGCUCCAACGGCAUCGCCAGCCACUGAUAAUGUCAAUUGCCACAGAACAGUUGGUGAUGGUGGCGAUGAGAAUGAUCUAUUUGCUAGGUUCGCUGCGCUCAAGAGCUCCCUCCCUUCUUAUUCUUCCUCCGCUGGAAGUGGUUGCAACCCCGGGUUGGGAAGGGUAGAAUUGGAGAAUGUCGAAGACCUGGAUGAGGACGAUCAAGUUGAGAAGCUGAUCAAGUGGGCUGUUGAUGCCGCGAGGCUUGAUCCUUCUCCUCCUUCUGAUACAGAUUAUGAAGACGAUGAUGAUAACUCUGAUAGCCAUAGCGAAGAUGAAGAUAAUGACGGCACCAAAAGGCAGCAGAAACGGAAAUGAUCAUGAAAUGUAUGUCUAUAAGUUUACUUUGAAUUGAAAUCUGCUAUUAUGUAUCUGUGUGGAUUUUAAUUGAUUUUAUAGUUCACGUACUCACUUCAUUUUGCAUUAUUCUAAUGUAUUUUAUGGCUCCAAAUGCAUUAUACUUCAUGCUCCAAAAAGAAUCCAGGAGUUUAUUGAACUUUGUAUGUGAGGGUUUGCAGAUGUCAUUUAUAGCCUAAGGCGCAAGGUGCAAAAAAGCACUCGCCUGACUUAUGUUUCUAU
This is a messenger RNA of Cuscuta campestris, 2051 nucleotides long. NCBI's taxonomy places the organism in Eukaryota, Viridiplantae, Streptophyta, Magnoliopsida, Solanales, Convolvulaceae. The record is from the annotation of a GenBank genome assembly.